CCACAUGCGGUCAGGGCUGUCAGGGAGGCGCGCUGGCCAUGCUCUCCACCACUUGCCGAGUCCGCCUACCGCCUUCCAAUUUCCCCAUUUCCCCAAGCAACCACAACCACAUUUCUAUCAACCCGCACUCUCGUUAUUGUCGUUGUGAGUUUGUAAGAGGUAGGGGUCUGGCGGCAGGCUACACAGGCUUCUAGUGCCGACACUUCCGACCUGAUCGACGAAGCGGGAAAGGGCGAGAAUGGACCGCACAGAAGCCGACCAGCAUCUCUGCAUUACUCUGAAGACAGCGAAAACAAUCCUCCUCAAGUACCUCGAGUCUGUAACUGAUGCCCCAACCCCACCAACAAUCCUUCUCCGCAAAUCCCUCCACCACCUCACCGUCGACCCGCCCAAUCCACCACAAAGCCUCGCAUACGCCACCGCCCUCAUUGACCUUGCCACCCAGUCUCUCCACUCCGUGCCAUACAAAGACGUCUCGCAUGAGCUACGCGCCGCUUUUACGCGGGCUAGUUUACUUCAAUGCGUUGCGAUUUUAUCCAGGGGGGAAGAUGGGUUCCAUGGGGAGGAGGAUCUGAGGAGGGCGGUGAAAACCCUCGAUAUGGGCCUAUUAAUGGCGGGCCGGCCGAUAUGGGAGGAACUCGUGAUGGGGUUAGUGGACGCCAUCACGGCCUGUCUCGACAAUCGCGCCCCCGACGGCGCUAUCACCUCACCCACUGCAUCCAAUCCCAUCACCCUCAUCAACCCACCCACAAUCGCCCACCCAGUCCCCAUCGCCACAACACCACCCCCCCUCCUCACCUUCCAGUCGCGCCUCACCUCACCCACCCCAACACCCCUCCUGAUCAAAAACGCGCUCACCCACUGGCCGGCCCUCUCCACCCGCCCAUGGUCGGAUUUCACCUAUCUCCGGCGUAUCGCGGGGAUGCACCGCACGGUGCCGGUGGAGAUUGGCUCAAAAUAUACAGAUGAGAAGUGGACGCAGAAAUUAGUCUCGUUCGGCGAGUUUUGGGAGAGGUGGAUCGAGGGUGGUGGAGAUGAAGGGAGUGAGACGCCCCAGGUGGCGUAUCUAGCCCAACAUGACCUCUUCUCCCAAAUCCCUCGCUUACGGGACGAUAUCUGCGUCCCUGAUUACUGCUACCUCUCCUCGGAUUCCUCCUCUUCCUCGUCGGACUCGGAAAUAAAAACCAACGCCUGGCUCGGGCCCCCCUCCACCAUCUCCCCCCUCCACACCGACCCGCACGACAACCUCUUCGCCCAAAUCGUCGGGUACAAAUACAUCCGGCUCUACUCACCCUCCCAAACACCCCAUCUCUACCCCAUCUCAGAUUCCAUAUUGGGGAACACGAGCGAAGUGGAUGUAGAGGUUGUAAAUCACGCGAAAUAUCCGGAUUUUUUGAAGGCAGAGUAUGUAGAAUGUUGUGUGGGACCCGGAGACCUGUUGUUCAUUCCAAGGGGGUGGUGGCAUUAUGUGAGGGGGUUGAGUGUUAGUUUUAGUGUGAGUUUCUGGUUUUGACAAACGACAGAGCAAUAUUUGAAGAAUGUUUGAGGAAUAGACGAAGGGAAGGAGGAUAGACCUAACCUAAUCUAACCGCCUUCGGAAGCUGAUGGAAUGGCUUCAAACUCUG
Molecule: messenger RNA, 1625 nt
Organism: Fimicolochytrium jonesii
Lineage: Eukaryota; Fungi; Chytridiomycota; Chytridiomycetes; Spizellomycetales; Powellomycetaceae
Exons: 3
Coding region: 239-1513 (424 amino acids)
Molecular function (GO): 2-oxoglutarate-dependent dioxygenase activity
Source: RefSeq, a predicted model, not a curated record